AUGGCGCUCUGCUGCUACUUCCUCGUCGCCGAGCCGCACUACUACGUCAAGCUCCGCGCAGAGCUCGACGCCGCCUUCCCCGAGCCGCUCGGCCACCUCGCGCCCGCCACGCUCGCGACGCUCCCGUUCCUGAACGGCGCCAUCCACGAGGUCCUCCGCCUCGGCUCGCCCUACUUCCUCCCGCGCGUCGCAGGCCCCGGCGGCGCCAAGAUCGACGGGCGCUACAUCCCCGAGGGCACGAUCGUGGCGCUCGCGGCGUACUCCCAGCAGACUAGCCCCGAUAACUUCUACCCGGAGCCGAUGCCCCAGGGCCUGGGCCCGGACACGAAGACGAACAAGGCCGUGCUCGCGUCUUUCUCCUUUGGGCCCCACUCGUGCAUCGGCAAGAUCCUGGCGUGGCAGGAGCUGCGGUACUGCCUCUCGCGCGUCGUGCUCGCGUUCGACAUGGAGUUCAAGCCUGGUUUCAACGUGCAAGAAUUCCGCGACGGAAUUUUGAACAUGCGUACGACUCUGCUCGAGAAGGAUAUGUUCAUGAAGGUCACGCGCCGCGCGGGCGUCGAUCUGGACAAGGUUUUUGCUACGCUCGAGACCCAGUAA
Messenger RNA from Trametes versicolor FP-101664 SS1, 597 nucleotides. RefSeq names its product cytochrome P450. The coding region runs from base 1 to 597 and encodes 198 amino acids. Gene Ontology annotation, molecular function: monooxygenase activity; oxidoreductase activity, acting on paired donors, with incorporation or reduction of molecular oxygen; iron ion binding. Lineage: Eukaryota; Fungi; Basidiomycota; Agaricomycetes; Polyporales; Polyporaceae. The transcript has 3 exons. The record is from RefSeq and is a predicted model, not a curated record.